Molecule: messenger RNA, 801 nt
Organism: Microthlaspi erraticum
Lineage: Eukaryota; Viridiplantae; Streptophyta; Magnoliopsida; Brassicales; Brassicaceae
Source: the annotation of a GenBank genome assembly
AUGUCGGAAACUGAGAAAAGGGAAAACGGAGAGAUCUUGUCCCGAAAUAUUCCGAGAGAUCUGUUGCAGAGGUUCAUGUCGAAAAACCAGAAGUCGUCGGUUGAAGGAGAUGGAGAGGUAGAGAUUGAGCUAGACUUGGGUCUUUCUCUCAAUGGAAGGUUCGGUGUGGACCCACUCGCGAAGACGAGGCUCACGCGGUCUUCUUCGAUUCCCGAUUUCAUGGUGGUCAACGAUAGAUCGGAGCUGAGCAGGACUUGCUCGUUGCCGGUGGAGACGGAGGAGUGGAGGAAGAGGAAGGAGUUGCAGAGCUUGAGGAGGCUCGAGGCUAAGAGGAAGAGGUCGGAGAAGCAGAGAAACGUGAGGGUACUUAAGGAGAAGAAACAGAAAGCUGGAGUAGGAGGAGAAGAGAAGCUUGUUGAAGAAGGAUCUAUUGGUUCUUCAGGAAGUGGUUCCUCUGGUUUGUCGGAACUCGACACCCCUCCUCCUGUUCAAGCAACGACAAACAAACCAAUGGAAACAACAACAAGUCCUUCAAGUGGCCAAUCUCAGGCCGAGAAUCAGGCGGGGGCGGCCCGAAACAUGAUAGAAGACAUGCCGUGCGUGUCGACAACAGGGGAUGGACCGAACGGGAAAAAGAUCGACGGCUUUCUGUAUCGGUACAGGAAAGGUGAGGAGGUGAAGAUAGUGUGCGUGUGCCAUGGAAGCUUCCUCUCGCCGGCAGAGUUCGUUAAGCAUGCUGGUGGUAGUGACGUGGCACAUCCUUUGAAGCACAUUGUUGUAAAUCCAACUCCUUUCUUGUGA